GUCAGUUGCAAAGGAGAGCUUUCUCCCAGAGAAAAAGAAGAUAAUGUGACGCCGCCCCCAGAGACUCACCUGAGAAUAGUGGGAGGAAAUAAUGAGAGUGAGGGGAGAGUGGAGAUCUUGUUCAACGGUACAUGGGGCACCAUCUGUGACGACUCCUGGGACAUCAGGGACGCCGAGGUUGUAUGUCGAAAUCUGGGCUUUGACUCUGCAACUGAGGCCCUCUCCAACGGAUACUUUGGACCUGGUGGGUUUAGCCAGCCCAUCUGGUUGGAUGACGUCCAGUGUUUCGGGACAGAGUACAACCUCACCUCCUGUCUCACCUCUCGCUUUGGAGAUACCAGUCACUGCUCCCACUAUGACGAUGCUGGAGUACGAUGUCACUUGGCAAUUAGUGGUCCGAGGGUCCGACUGGUGAACGGUACUACGGCAGGCGAGGGUCGCGUGGAGGUGUUCCACGAGGGACUGUGGGGCACAGUGUGUGACGACCACUGGAGUGAGAUCGAUGCCAACGUUGUCUGCCGGGAGCUCGGCUUUGUCAGAGCUCUGAGUGCUCCACACAGAUCAAUAUACGGAGCAGGAAGUGGAAGAAUAUGGUUGGAUAAUGUGCGGUGUGAUGGAACAGAACCGACAAUAUUCAACUGCUCUCGCUCUGACUGGGGUCACACACACUGUGACCAUUCCAAAGAUGCCUCAGCUGUCUGUACAGCUGUACCAGACAACCCCUACCCAGUCCAACUAAUUGACGGCUCCUCAGCCAACGAGGGUCGGCUCCAGAUCUACUACAACAACCAGUGGGGGACCGUGUGUGACGACCGUUGGACUCUCAGUGAUGCUAACGUUGUCUGCAAGUCUCUCGGUUUCCCAGGAGCCGAUUCCAAUGACUUCUUACACGAUUUUGGAGCAGGGUCAGGGCACAUCUGGCUGGACAACGUUGUCUGUGCUGGUACGGAGAUGUUCAUCCAGGACUGUGCCCACAAUGACUUUGGAGAGAACAACUGUCAGCAUUCUGCAGACGUAGGCGUGCGAUGCCUCCCUAAUACCCUCGAGGUUCGUCUAGUAGAUGGUGACAACUCGUCGUCAGGGAGAGUGGAGGUCAACUAUGACAACCAGGGAUGGGGCACCGUCUGUGAUGACCACUGGGGUCUUCAUGAUGCUGACGUUGUGUGUCGGAUGUCGGGACAUGAAUCGGCUCAGUCGGCUCCCAGAGGAAGCUUCUUCGGAGGUGGAGUCGGGGUCAUUUGGUUCGAUGACUUCAUAUGUACUGGACACGAGGAGUCCCUCCUCGACUGCUCCCACAGUGGGGUCAAGGUUCACGACUGUAAUCACAGAGAAGAUGCCAGUGCUGUGUGCUCUGAUUUUGCAGUGUGCCGUAACUUUUCUUGGGAUCAUGGACAAUUCAGAGUUAGUAACCAACAGUUUGAUCGAUACACAGAGGGCACUCGGGUGGACAUCACCUGUGACAACGGGUACCAUCCAACGCUCUCUGUUAGCUAUGCCAUAUGUGCUGCAAAUGGACAGUGGACUCCACACACUCCGGCCUGCUCAGUCAGUUGUCCCACUCUUCGAAGUCCUAAUCAUGGUCGUCUGAGUACUACGGACACUGACCCAAGUGUUAGUGUUCGUGUUGUCUGCGACAAUGGCUACACCUUCGAUGAAACCACCGGCGAUCCCAGCACGGUGUGUCGUCUGACUGGGUCGUGGAGCUCUACUCUUGGUGGCUGCAAGGAAGAGGUGUGUCCACCGUACUCUCAGAAUAUCAGCAGAAAUCUUCUAGUGUAUGUGGAACAAGGUGGAGGAACUGCAAUAGGAACGGUCCUGAGGUUCAGCUGUCUAGGAAACUAUCAUAUUCACGGAGAGUACACUGUUACCUGUCUGAGCCCGGGAGUGUGGAGUGGACCGUUCCCCUACUGUGUUCCUGGAGAAAAUGAAAGGUGUCCAGCUCUCCCCACUCCGACUAAUGGGAGACUAAGUAGCUCAAACAAUACUGGAGGCACCACAGUCCGUGUUGUGUGUAAUGUUGGCUUCACCUUUGACCCCACGACUGGAGGAGAUCCCAGUGUAACAUGUGGUUCUGAUGGACAGUGGAAUUCUACUCUGGGAGGAUGCAAACAAGUUAUCUGCCCACCGUACUCCCAAAAUGUCAGCGCAAACGUUCGAGUGUCAGUGGUUACUGGACGAGGAACUACACUUGGGACUGUGCUUGCCUUUACCUGCUCCGGAGACAACCGCAUUCGUGGAGACGGAGUAAUCUCUUGUCUCAGUAGCGGAGUCUGGAACGGGACUGUUCCAGACUGUGUCUGUUGCAGGCCGCGAGUGUCAUGUUCCACCCUGAGUGUGUCACCUCCACUCCGUGCCAACACUACGAGUGUGACUGAGGGUACGGUGGUGGGGUUCACAUGUGACUCAGGCUAUCGUCUGACAGGACACGGUCACCUUGACUGUGAGACUUCUGGCCACUGGAGUGCUGGUAUUCCUACCUGUCUCAAAGUGACCUGUCCUGGGCUGACUACUCCAGCUAACGGGAGACUCAGUACUGGUAGUACCAGUGCUGGGACCACGGUGUUUGUCGACUGUGAUCAAGGCUACAUGUUUGAUCCAAAUACUGGACACAAUAUCACAUUAUGCCGUUCUGACGGAACAUGGAACGCCACUCUGGGGAGCUGCACUAGUGUGAGCUGUGUGGCACUCCCUCCUCCACCCAAUGGUAAACUCAGCUCCUCAGACACCAGACCAGGGACCACAGUGCAAGUCAACUGUGAUGAUGGCUAUGUCUUUGAUCCCACAACUGGAGGUAUAAGUGUGGUUUGCCGUGUCGGUGGUUCAUGGAACUCAAGCCUAGGUGGAUGCAAGCAAGCAAAAUGUCCAGAGCUUUCCAAACCAGCCCACGGCAGUCUCAGCACGCCAACCACUACUGCUGGCACCAAAGUCAGUACGGAAUGCGACGAUGGCUACACAUUUGACUCCAGCACUGGAGACAUUGCUGUUGUGUGUCGCUCUAAUCAGACGUGGAGUUCAACCCUUGGAGGAUGCAAGGAAGUGACCUGUCCUGGGCUGACUACUCCAGCUAACGGGAGACUCAGUACUGGUAGUACCAGUGCUGGGACCACGGUGUUCGUCGACUGUGAUCAAGGCUACAUUUUUGAUCCAAAUACUGGACACAAUAUCACAUUGUGCCGCUCUGACGGAACAUGGAACGCCACUCUGGGGAGCUGCACUAGUGUGAGCUGUGUGGCGCUUUCUACUCCACCCAAUGGUAGACUCAGUUCCUCAGACACCAGACCAGGGACCACAGUGCAAGUCAACUGUGAUGAUGGCUAUGUCUUUGAUCCCACAACUGGAGGUAUAAGUGUGGUUUGCCGUGUCGGUGGUUUAUGGAACUCAAGCCUAGGUGGAUGCAAGCAAGCAAAAUGUCCAGAGCUUUCCAAACCAGCCCACGGCAGUCUCAGCACGCCAACCACUACUGCUGGCACCAAAGUCAGUACGGAAUGCGACGAUGGCUACACCUUUGACUCCAGCACUGGAGACAUUGCUGUUGUGUGUCGCUCUAAUCAGACGUGGAGUUCAACCCUUGGAGGAUGCAAGGAAGUCAACUGCCUGAAGAUGAAUCUCCCCGACAAUGUCAACGGUGACUCCAAUGAGACGUCUCAGAAAACGGUCGUCUCUUUCUCUUGCAAUGACGGCUACACUCUGAGUGGGCCCAGCAGUAAGCUGUGCACCAGUUCUGGAGUCUGGAAUAACACUCAUGUCCCAAGUUGUGUUGCUGAUGCCAACAGCAAAGGUUCACUGAAUGUGGGAGCAGUUGCUGGUGGGGCAGCUGGAGCACUGGUGGUGGUUGUUCUGAUUGUCCUUGCCAUUGCCCUCAUCUGCUGGAAACUCUCAUCGCGAUACAACAAACGCUCAGGCUAUAGCAACCUGAGGCGGAGGCAACCAGGAGAGGUGGUGCACCUCUUCAGAGAUGAAGAUGAAGAUGCUGAAGAGCCUCUUUACAGCACAAACCAAACCGACGAAGGUCCUUUUGAACUCUGACGCUGAGUGUUUAACAUUCAGCUUGCCAUUAUACGUGACUAUUGCCCCAAUUUAAUAAUCACUCCAUGUCAUUUUGCUAUCAACAAUAACCAUGUGCUUUCGUGCUUGGUAUAUAUACCAGUGUGUUUUUGUAUAAUAAGCACUGUACAUAUAAUAAUGUAUAAAUAUGUGACUCUAAAAUACGUACGUGUAAAAACAUAUGCGAAAUAUUGCUUUGCUCGCAAAAAAUGUGUUGCUUUCUUCCAUGGGCCAUGUCGACCAAGUAUUCAAUUAUGCCUAUAAUAAGGAGAAAGUUCCCCCUAUAUGUAAUAUAUUGUGGGAAGAAAAACAACAGGGAAACAGCAGCUGGACAUAA
Geodia barretti is the source of this 4381-nucleotide messenger RNA. NCBI's taxonomy places the organism in Eukaryota, Metazoa, Porifera, Demospongiae, Tetractinellida, Geodiidae. The record is from the annotation of a GenBank genome assembly.